GAAAGUGGGAAGGGCAAGGGUGGGGGGGGGGUAAGGGUAGAAAUUGUCCUUUUGCAAGACAGGCCUAGAAGAACAUGAGAACGCAGUAAGUGGGAGGCUGGUUGAGAUGAGAGCUCGACACAUCAUUCAAUUGUAGAAGAGGCACAAGCCAUCCUAAAUGCACAAAUACGCACAUCGGAGUGGACAGGCCUAAUGCCGAAGGUCAGUACGGUUUCGUAUUGACUUUCUUGUGGCCACAGGAAGGUUUUAAGAAUUGGCAGCUGCUCUAACCUCCGUGGUUUAGAGCAAUUUUGCUUUUAGUUACUGAGCAUCUCACCCCUCUUGCUGUCCUCAGGGUCAGAGAUUAAAGGUCAGUGAGGUACCCAACUUCUGUUGAUUUGCCGGGCCAGUUGGGCACUGAACUCUCAUUUGCGCCUUUGGAAAUCUGGCCCUAACAGCAGCUAGUGCUUGGUGAUGCAACAUGAGUGGGUUGUUACUUGAAUACAUCUUUGCUGGUUUGCCUGGCUAGCGCCUCAUUCUUAAGUUGCUGGCUGAGGAUGUGAAAUUUCUUCCCUUCAAAAGCUUUCGAUUCAUCCUAUGAUUCUUUGUGAUCAGUUAUCCUGUGACCAGUAUGAAAAAUGUAGCUCUUCAGAGAUACCCUCACCAUGGGAUUCCCAGUCUUGUGCUCCUUGUUCACGGCUGAAAAAACACCCAUUGCUCUGUGAUUCUUUGACAUCAGAAGUAGCGGCCUGGAGCACAAGACCCCUUGGGCACACUCAAGCCACGCCGGUACCUUGGCUUCUUUUAUCGACUUCCCUAGUUGGCUUUUUGCUGAUCCUGCUCAGCAAUGGAGUUCCACAACUGGGCCCCCAACUCUCCUUUGACACCUUUCCACCCAAGGGAGAGAGCUGAUCUUGGGUCCCUUGCUUAUGGAUCUGCAGCCCCUCUGCGGUAACAGAGCCAGCGAAUAAGCGUGCUGAUGGCUUUCAGGUUUUGUUUUUCCGGAAGAGCCACCCUCCUUAAAUAUCUCCGAGCCCUCUUCUGUGUCCUCCCUUGCGUCGCUCGAGCAGCUCUCUUCUCUUUGUGAACCCUGGCCUUGUUGGAGAGCUUGGCUCAGAAUUCCUCCACCUCGAGCGGAUUAAUCAUUUUAUUUAUUAGGCUUACGGGCCAAAUCCUGCUAAACCCGGGGCUUUGCCAGAUAAACAGGCUGCUUUGCAAAGGCAGCCCGUUUGUGAAAACACAAUUAGCAAACCCUGUAAUCUGCACUAAUUAUCAGGCAGCACUCAGGAGGUUCAUUUGCCUCGGCUCCCGCAGGGUUUCCCUGGCCCCACUGGAAGCCGCUCCUCGUGCUGGAGGAGGAGAGGGGCAAGAGCUCAGGUGAAACCCCCAGAAUUGCCCAGACCAUGGAGGAGGCAGAAGCUGGGAGCAGACGCCAACCUGGAGCCUCCUUCACAAUUGAUUAUCUGCUCUUCGCUAAGGGGAAGCCAGCCAGCAGGGAGCGGGAGCCCAGGAGCUGCCGGCCACAGGACACCCCUGGCUCCUCUGAAAGGAAAUCAGUGGAGGAGGUGGUUCGGGGGAACCCGCCCGUCCCGGAGUCUCUGGAUCCACUGGACAAACCCAACCAGUCUUACAUCGCCCUCAUUUCCACAGCCAUCCUCUCCUCCCCGGGAAAGAAGCUGCUGCUUUCAGAUAUUUACCAGUGGAUCAUGGAUAACUACCCUUACUUCAAAAAUAAGGAGAAGAGUUGGCGCAACAGUGUCAGGCAUAACUUGUCCCUGAACGAAUGCUUCAUCAAGGCCGGGCGAAGCGACAAUGGCAAAGGGCACUUCUGGGCCAUCCACCCGGCCAACCUGGACGACUUCUCCAAGGGCGACUACCACCGGCGCCGAGCCCGGAGGCGCAUCCGCAGGAUGGCGGUGAACCUGAGCUAUUGCCACCCGUACGCCUUCUACGGAUUGAGCUGCUGCCCGGGACGUGUCUGCCUCUGCUGCCCUCCCUACGCGCACCCUGCUGGCCCCAGCCCUUCUGCGCAUUGCCAGCCUGGAUUCCCCCUCCUCCCUCUCUACCCGCCCGCCUCCCAGCGUCACCCCUACCUUCCCGCGGGCGCCCACAAAGGCCUGCAGGAGAAGCCGCUCAGCUGGCCUUUGCACAGACCCCACUUCCAUCGCCCCCUGCAGGCUCAUCCGUACCUGUAGCCUCCACUUCGCCAGCCUCCGGGGAGCCUUGGGCCACCAGGGAUCGUCCCAGCAAGGAGAUCUUUGGGUGCUUUUCCUUCUCUGCUUGGCCUGGGACGCGGCUUUGGAGCAGCCCCUGAGCAGCUCGGUGUGGUCUGCCUUUGGGUCCCUGGGGCCUGGCUAUCUUCCCCACCUCCACCCUCUUCAAAGGGGGAAGUGACUCUUGCAACUCCAGCCCCCGAGUAGCCCCGCUCCAUCUGGCUCCCUACGUACAGCCAUGGAACCGUCCAUGCUUAUGGCCAUACCUGCCCAGCGUCUUUAGCGUUUGAAUGCUGACGGACUGCCCUUCCUCAUUGCUUGGGGCUGCUCCUUUCUGUGUCUCCCCGUGGUUUUGAUUUCAAAAGACAAGAGGCCUACGCAAGACUGAAGGGGCCCUAAAGCUCCAUUGCACCCCACUGCUGUUAAACUAUCAAGCAGGCAGGAACUCAGCCUGCCAGCCACCUACAGGACAUCUGUCCACCUCUGUAUUGCUCCAGGGGCAUGCAUGCAAUCCUCUCCAGCCCUCCCCCUCCCUCCGUCCGCUAGGUCUUCUGCAAUGCGCCCAGAAGCUCUGCCAAUUCUGGUCUAGGAGCUCCUCAGACUUGACCACUCCUGCUCUGGGGGCCCAGGCCAUCGGUAAAGGGAUGCACAGAGCCUUUCGCAUCUAGCUCCUGAGCUCAAGCGUGGCUCGGCUCAGCUGCUGAUGGUUGGUGGGUGACUGUAAAGUGCAGUACUGGUGGGAGGAGAUUGGCCCCAGCUGCUCGCUGGGCUGGGCAUUAACGUGAUGAUAACCAGUUGUCUGCAUCCCACACCACUCUUGUGGGCAGCCUCUGGAGACAGGCCAAGGACUGAAUAGGUCAUGGAGUCUCCAUUAUCCUGCUGGGCUAGGGUCAAACGCAGGGCCGUCACAUACCAGGAUUAGCACCAUGUUGAUGCCUAAGAUAAAGACAAUGUGACCUGCCUCCCUUCAGUGUGGUGCUCUGGGCACCACUAGGGAUGUCUGGGUCACAGAUAGAUCUUGACGAGCCAUCUGCAGCCGUGGCGAACGCACACGGGUGCGUCAGCUCAGGCAGCCAGAGCCGGAGGUCCCACCUUCAAGCCCUGCUGCUAAUGACCCUCCCUGGGCCAUGGCCUGAUGUUCACAAGCAAAACCAUUUUCCAGUUGGGCAACUGAUCCUCUCAACAUUGCCUUGUAGGCUAAGCCACUGAGCCCAGGGUGAGCCUGGCCCACACUCCCCUAUUCAGGGCCAGGAAGCUGGGAUGGAAUUUGCACCCCCCAGCCGGUGCAAACCCACUCUGGCAGUGGAGCCAGAAGGUAGUGAUAGAGAGGAGGAGGCGGGGUUCCAAUACACAGAAGUGUAUUCGUGCGACUGAGGGAACGUGGGAUGGAAGCACAGCUACCCUUGAUGUGCAAAGAACUUCAAGUAGGAAGGAAAAGUCCACUGCACAGCUACUACCUGGGGAAUAACUGGCUAGGUGGCCGUGCUGCUGAACAGGUUACUGCGGAUCACAACUUGAAUGUGAGUCACCAAUGCGAUACUGGCCUUUUUCGCAGCUGUUGUCAACCUGGGAUGGAUUAAUGGGAGUGUCAUGGUGACAUGGGCGGUAAUUGUCCUGCUCUCCUCGGCACCGGUGAGGAGCACAGUGUCCAGUUCUGGGCACCACCCUGUAAUAAAGAUGUGAACAAAGUGGAGAGAGGCUGGAGGAGAGUGAGAAAAGUGAGGGAAGGUUAAAAAAAUGGCCAUGUUUAGUCUUGAGAAAAGAUGAUGGGGGUGAGGGGAGACCUAAUACGUCUUCAAGUCUGUCCAGGGAUGUUAUAAAGAGGACUGUGAUCAAUUGUUCUCCAUGCCCAUGGACGACAAGAAGCAAUGGGCUUAAUCUGCAGCCAGGGAGAGUUAGGUUAGAUAUUAGGGGAAACUUUCGAACUCUCAGGGGAGUUAAGCUCUGGACCAGGUUGUAGAAUCCCUGUCAUUUGGGGUUUUUAAGAACAGGUUGGACAAACCUCUGUCAGGGAUGGUCUAGGUUGACUUGGUCCUGCCUCGGUGCAGGGGUCUGGAGUUGAUGACCUCUCAGAUCCCUUUCCCCCUCCAUUUCUAUGAUUCUUCCUGUGCCACUUACAACCAAGCUGGGCCCAGCACUCGCUAACAGGCUGCAGAGAACAAUCACCAGUGGGCGAGCGGGGACCUAGCAGGCUCUUAAUUCCCUUGAGACUUUGAUGUGGCAUUUUGGUUUGAACCAGGCAGUAAUGUUCUACUUCUGCCUUGCGCUUUGUCUUGGUGGGUUUGGGUGACCCCUUCCCUGCGGACACCCAGCGACCCCCACCCUCCUCUCGUGUUAAUGACUCCGACCCUGGCUGGCUUGUGAAGUCGAUCGGGUGGGUUUCUUUGCGGGGUAAGGUCUUGUGCAGCACGAACUCUUUUCAGAUGUAGCUGGAGUGAAAUCGAGCGAACCCUCCGCCCCUCCCAGCGUGGAAAUACACCGCCACCCUGCCUCGUAUUAAAGCGCUGUCCAAGCA
Messenger RNA from Caretta caretta (loggerhead turtle), 4707 nucleotides. The record is from RefSeq and is a predicted model, not a curated record. NCBI's taxonomy places the organism in Eukaryota, Metazoa, Chordata, Testudines, Cheloniidae.